Messenger RNA from Xenia sp. Carnegie-2017, 715 nucleotides. Its product is annotated as mitogen-activated protein kinase kinase 1-like. Gene Ontology annotation, molecular function: protein serine/threonine kinase activity; RNA endonuclease activity; ATP binding. Bases 1 to 591 code for a protein of 196 amino acids. The record is from RefSeq and is a predicted model, not a curated record. NCBI's taxonomy places the organism in Eukaryota, Metazoa, Cnidaria, Anthozoa, Malacalcyonacea, Xeniidae. Gene Ontology annotation, biological process: protein phosphorylation; intrinsic apoptotic signaling pathway in response to endoplasmic reticulum stress; IRE1-mediated unfolded protein response. Gene Ontology annotation, cellular component: IRE1-TRAF2-ASK1 complex. The transcript has 4 exons.
AUGUGCGAAUUGGUGUUGCAAGAGUGGAAAUACAUUGAUGAAUCAGCGAAACAUAGAGAAUUGUUUUUAAAAUUGAUUGAAUAUGGACGCAAUUCCGGUGUUGAGGUUAAAGAGGUGGGCAAUGUACGAGUAAUUUUCUCAAAAGAGUUUUGCAUUGGUGAAGGAAGUGGUGCAACCCGUGUUUAUCUUGGACUGGUCGUUGGAGAGUUAUGUGAAAUCUAUUUGGAAGAUCUUCAAAAAGUUCUUCCCAAAAUUCUCAGACAAAUUUUGCGAGGAUUAGCUGAUCUCCAUAGUGGCGAAAAUCCUAUUGUUCAUCGGGACUUAAAGCCCAGCAAUGUUCUCCGAGACACACAAGGCAACUUUCUGAUAGCUGACUUUGGCAUUAGUCGAAUAUUGAAGAAAGGUUCUACAACACAUAAUAGCAGUCCUAACAAAGGAACGGAGUAUUGGAUUGCUCCUGAAUCAUAUAUAGAAGAUGAAGAUUCAUUUGAUAAAGCGCGUUACAAAAGAAGUUCUGAUGUAUAUAAUGCAGGGAUGGUAGCUUAUUAUGUUGCAACAAAGGGAAACAUCCUUUGGAAUUCAACGGUAUAGACUGGACAACAUGCUAAAUGGAAACCCUGUUGGUUUGAAAGAAAUCAAAGAUGAAACACUAAAGGACCUUCUGUCGUGGAUGUUAAAUCUAAAACCUGAGAACAGACCAUCGGCUAGCGAAGCA